AUGGCUUCGGCACUUAAAGAACUUUUACACAAUUAUGAAGUUGAUCCAGUUUAUGCUUUUCUACUUCCAAAUCCUUUACAAAAGCUUCCGCCAGAAUUUGAACCGUGGCAUGAAAUUACAGAUAACUUACCAGAUUUAUUAAAAUCUGGAAAAUUAGAAGAAAAGAUAAUUGCUUUGCCACUGAUUGACGUCUCAACAUUGCAAACCCGUCGUGAACUAAGGUUGGCACACCUCAUUCUCACGACACUUGAGGCCGCUUAUGUUUGGCAUAAGGGCCGAGAUCAUGUAAAUCCGAAGCUAAAAUUGGUUUCGCAAAUUGCUGUGCCGCUCACUGAAGUAUGCAGAAAGAUCAAACUACCACCAAUAAUAUGUCAUCCAUCAGCUUGUUUAGCUAACUGGAAAUUUGUAUCUGGAAAAAAUGAAUUUAAGGCUGAGAAUAUUGAAUUAAUAUCCUUCAAAUUUAUGAACCAUAUUGGAAACCAUUGGUUUUUUACACUCACUGCUCAGUUGGAAACAGAAUUUGCUCCAGCAGUUGUAGCUAUAGCUCGGGCUUGUUAUGAACUAAAGAUUCACGAUAAUACCUUCAGUGAAAUACGACGGUCCUUGGCGAAUGCAACGAUCUCAAUAAAACGAAUGAAUGAAAGGCUUCCACCAGAGGUUUUCUAUCAUGGCUUUCGCCUAUUCCUUAGUGGUUACACCGAAGGAAAAUUCUUAGAUCAAGGAGGGAUAGUUCUUGAAGGUAAAGAGCAGAUGGGACCCCAAAUGUUUAACGGAGGUUCAGCGGCGCAAAGUUCUACAUUGCACGUUGUUGAUGGUUUCCUUCAAGUUAAGCAUUCAGGUUCUGAAAAGAAAUUCUUAUUGGAGCAAAGAAAAUACAUGCUUCCCGCACACAAACAGUUUAUUGAAUGGAUUGAAGCUAGAUCAGCUUUGAUUCCGGGAAUUCCAGAUUUUGAAGAAUAUGCAGAGACUUUAAAGGCGUUAAGACGUUUCCGAGACGAGCAUAUCAAAAUUGUGGUCAGUUACAUAAUUUCACAAGCUAGUCGAGGUGUACAAGACGUUGGAACUGGAGGAACUUCUUUCAUGAAACUGUUGAAGAAGAUUAGAGACGACUGUUGA
Molecule: messenger RNA, 1116 nt
Organism: Enterobius vermicularis (human pinworm)
Lineage: Eukaryota; Metazoa; Nematoda; Chromadorea; Rhabditida; Oxyuridae
Source: the annotation of a GenBank genome assembly